Molecule: messenger RNA, 1212 nt
Organism: Triticum turgidum subsp. durum (durum wheat)
Lineage: Eukaryota; Viridiplantae; Streptophyta; Magnoliopsida; Poales; Poaceae
Source: the annotation of a GenBank genome assembly
AUGCAUCAGCCCGACUCCCCGGCCUCGCGCAGCGGCACCCCGCGCCUGCGCAAGCGCGACUCGUCGGCGCCCUCCACCCCGCGCGCGCCCCCCUGCGGCCUCGGCGGCGUCGGGAGGCGGACCACGUUCCGGGAGGACGUCGGCCACGCAGCCGCCGAGACAUACCUCGUCACGCGCCUCACCUUCAUCCUCCUCCGCUCCCUCGGGGUAGGCUCUCGGUGGAUAUGUCAACUUCUUGCGCUCCUAAUAUAUACAGUUUUACUUAUGCCCGGCUUCAUAAGAGUUGGGUACUAUUAUUUUUUCUCAAGUCAGGUUCUUAGAAGCAUAGUGUAUGGAGACCAACCAAGAAAUAGGUUGGAUAUGUACAUACCCACUGAUCGUAGCAAACCCAAUCCAGUUGUGGUAUUUGUAACUGGUGGAGCUUGGAUCAUUGGUUACAAGGCGUGGGGUGCCCUUCUUGGAAGACGGUUAGCAGAGCGUGGAAUUAUAGUCGCUUGCGUUGAUUAUAGAAAUUUCCCCCAAGGAACAAUAAGUGACAUGGUCUGUGAUGCUUCUGAGGCAAUUUCAUUUAUUUGUGAUACUGCUGCUAGCUAUGGAGGAGAUCCUAAUCAGAUUUACUUGAUGGGUCAAUCAGCAGGAGCACAUAUCGCCGCAUGUGCUCUCUUGGAGCAAGCAGUUAAAGAAUCUCAAGGAGAAGAAAUUUAUUGGAGUGUUACUCAAAUAAAAUCAUAUUUUGGUUUAUCUGGAGGAUACAACAUGCAAAAUUUGGUUGAUCAUUUUCAUAAACGUGGUCUUUAUCGUUCAAUUUUUCUCAGCAUAAUGGAGGGAAGGAGAUCAUUGCCACAGUUCUCUCCGGAAAUUGUCGCUAAAAAAUUAACUCAUGGAGCCAUAGCUCUACUUCCUGAGAUUGUACUUUUUCAUGGAACAGGAGAUUACUCGAUACCAUCGUCUGCUAGUAAAAUAUUUGGGGAUGUCCUCAAAAAAGCUGGUGCAAAAGCUAAAGUACAAUUGUACAAAGGAAAAAGCCAUACUGAUGUAUUUGUACAGGAUCCACUUAGGGGUGGCAAAGACCCACUGGUUGAGGAUGUGGUUUCUAUAAUCCACGCCGACGAUGCAGUUGCACGCCAGAAGUAUGAUGAUUCGGCACCUAGCCCCGAGCGCCUGGUUUCUGAGUGGCGGAUAAUGUUGGCCCGGCAAAUUAGCCCUUUUUGA